Messenger RNA from Chrysoperla carnea, 1252 nucleotides. RefSeq names its product gastrula zinc finger protein XlCGF8.2DB-like. The record is from RefSeq and is a predicted model, not a curated record. The transcript has 3 exons. Bases 185 to 1171 code for a protein of 328 amino acids. NCBI's taxonomy places the organism in Eukaryota, Metazoa, Arthropoda, Insecta, Neuroptera, Chrysopidae. Gene Ontology annotation, cellular component: nucleus.
CACCUAUAUGGGUUGGCCCCUGGGUAUUCUUUAGUAUUCUUCAGAGACUAUAUCAGGAUAUAUUCUCUGUAUUCUUUUUCCUGUAUUCCUGUGAACGCUUACAGGUGGCUUGCUUGACUGCUUGAAUCAUAAUUCAAUUCACUCGUUUUAUUUGGAUAUUUAGACGAACGCGAUUAAUAACAAAAUGGAUGGUCAACAUAUGAUAACUGGAAAAUUGGAUUUAGAAUUGAAAAUCAAAGAAGAGGUUAUUGAAAAUGAACGAAUUAAAAUUGAACAAGAUCUACAUUCUGAAUUAAUUAUUAAAGAUGAAAAUUGUGAUGAAAUGUUUGAAGAAGAAGAUGAAACGUUUGAAGGAAUUGAAACUGAUUCAAAUCAUCAAGAAAAACUAUUUUCAUGUGAUGUUUGUGAUAAAAAAUUUAACCGUAAAUACAGUUUAGUUCGUCAUAAACAAACACAUACCGAACACAAACCAUUUUCAUGUGACGAUUGUGAGAAAAAAUUUUACAAAAAAUGCGAUUUAGUUCGACAUGAACAAACACAUACUGUAGAAAAACCAUUUUCUUGUGAUGUUUGUCAGAAAAAAUUUAAUUUCCAAGUAAAUUUAGUUGCACAUAAACGAACACAUACUGGAGAGAAACCAUUUGCAUGCGAUAUUUGUGAAAAAACAUUUAAUGUCCAACCAAAUUUAGCUCGACAUAAACGAACACAUACUGGAGAAAAACCAUUUUCUUGUGAUGUAUGUAAAAAAAAAUUUAAUAACCAACAAAAUUUAGUGCGACAUAAACAAACACAUACUGAAAAAAAACAAUUUUCAUGUGAUGAUUGCGAGAAGAAAUUUACCAGAAAAAACGAUUUAUUCCGACAUAAACGAACACAUACUGAAAAAAAAUCAUUUUCAUGUUAUAUUUGUGAGAAGAAAUUUCACAGAAAAUACGAUUUAGUUUUACAUGAACGCAUUCAUACUGGAGAGAAACCAUUUUCCUGUGAUAUUUGUGAGAAAAAAUUUAGUUAUCGAGUAAAUUUAGUUGCACAUAAACGAAAACAUACUGGAGAGAAACCAUUUUCAUGUGAUGUUUGUGAGAAAAAAUUUAGGCUCCAACAAAGUUUCACUAAACAUAAACGAACACAUACUGAAAAAAAAAAACAUUUUCAUGUGAUUUUUCUUGGAUAAAAUACUAACAAAUUUGAAAAUCAUGCACACUUUUUUUUAUUGAAUAGUUCGAACAUUUAGUAAACAUAAGUUCGCUGCCCA